CCACAAAUUUAGUCGCGUGGCGCCUUGUCUUAUUCAUCAUCAGGUCUUCGAUUCUUUCGUUUUCACGUCGCCAAGAUGAAGAUCGGUCUGUGUGCUUACAGCGGGUACAAAAUAUAUCCUGGCCAUGGCAAGACCAUGGUUAAGGUUGACGGGAAGAGUUUCACUUUCCUUAACUCAAAGUGUGAAUCUGCUCACCUGAUGAAACGCAACCCUAGGAAAGUAACAUGGACUGUUCUCUACAGGCGCAAACACAAGAAGGGUCAGGAAGAAGAACAGGCUAAGAAAAGGACUCGUAGGACGCAAAAGUUCCAACGUGCUAUUGUUGGUGCUUCUUUGACUGACAUUCUUGCUAAACGUAACAUGAAGCCGGAAAUCAGAAAAGCACAACGUGAACAAGCUAUCAAAGCUGCAAAGGAACAGAAGAAGGCUCAGAAGGCUGUCAAGAAGGCAGCAGCACCACCUAAAGCAAAACCUGUACACAAACAGAAAGCUGCAAAGGUUCAGCAAAAGGCUGCGCCAAGGGUUGGUGGAAAACGAUAAAUUAUUUCUAUUAAACUUUUGAAAAAAUAAAGUGUCUAAAAGCUAAAAAAAAGACAAUUCUUUUUAAAUAUUUUAUUUAAACAAAUCAAUAACACUGCCGUUAAAGUGAACAAUCAAACCAUAAA
Molecule: messenger RNA, 665 nt
Organism: Phymastichus coffea
Lineage: Eukaryota; Metazoa; Arthropoda; Insecta; Hymenoptera; Eulophidae
Gene: RpL24
Product: large ribosomal subunit protein eL24
Exons: 5
Coding region: 76-540 (154 amino acids)
Biological process (GO): cytoplasmic translation
Cellular component (GO): cytosolic large ribosomal subunit
Molecular function (GO): mRNA binding; structural constituent of ribosome
Source: RefSeq, a predicted model, not a curated record